AUGCGUUUUUUACUAAUCACAUUGCUCAUUCUGUACAAUCUACCACUAACAAAUACCACUUCAAUCUACGAAUUCAGUCAGCCAGAGUAUCGAAUCGGAAAGAAUCAUACCGUGCAAAUUUGGGAGGAAAUUGGCACUCCGGAUCCCAAUCGGACCGAUGUUCGAUUUUUGUUCCAUUCGUCGAAAUUUGGAUUUAAAAAUCCAAAUUUUAUUCAAAAUGUGUCCGAUUUCCUGAUGGAUAACGAAUUUUCUACAUUCAACCUCAUCGCCGACGCCACCGACGACAUUCUGGAAAAUUCUCCAUAUUUUUCGAAUUUUUCCCAAAAACCGACUCUUUGGAUUGUCGAUUUUCAGUCGAAGGACUACGUCAAGAACGCCUACAUAGACGCACUUCACGAAAUGUCUCGAGAUUGGUCUGAUUUUCUCUCGAAAAUCUAUGACUCAGAAGACGGUAUCUCCUACGAUAUCGUCGAUUGCUCAGUGGUUAUGUUGCCUACAUUUCGAUGGAUACAGCGGCGAAAUAGAACACACCGCUUUAACAUUUUCUAUCCGUUGCGAAAUGUGUUCUAUUUUAUAAUUUCGAGACUUGCACAUCCAAUUGAUCCCAAAGCGCUUCUAUGUGUGACUUUUUACUUUAAUUUGCUUCACAUAUACCAAUAUAUAUCAUUUCUGCGGAAUAAAAGAUAUUUCUGGCGACAAUUGAUUGUAUUAGAGAUAAUUUAUAAAUUGUCAAAAUAUAUCGUAGAUGAUACCAGAAAAGUCGUUUGGCCCUUCAUUCUAGCCAACGAGAUUUUCGAUCUGUUCACUGUCUUCAAGUACCGUACCACUGAGUACCUUACAUUCGAACUGCAAACCGUGAAAACUCUUCAAACUUUUGAGCAUUUCCUUCUCCUCAAUCAAUAUCCAGAUUUCUACAUAUUGAUUUGGCUUCUUCUGAUCGUUUCCCUUCAAUUAUUCUCAUUUUCUCUAUUUUUCUUGUUUCCACCAUUCACUUGGACCGUUCCAGUUUUCGAUAUCGCACCGAUUCUGGUCCCAAGAAAUCGAUAUAUGAUCUACACACGUUACGCGGCGAUUGGAUUGACUUGUGUCAUUUUUGGACAAAUGCGUCUUUUACUAAUCACAUUGCUCAUUCUGUACAAUCUACCACUAACAAAUACCACUUCAAUCUACGAAUUCAGUCAGCCAGAGUAUCGAAUCGGAAAGAAUCAUACCGUGCAAAUUUGGGAGGAAAUUGGCACUCCGGAUCCCAAUCGGACCGAUGUUCGAUUUUUGUUCCAUUCGUCGAAAUUUGGAUUUAAAAAUCCAAAUUUUAUUCAAAAUGUGUCCGAUUUCCUGAUGGAUAACGCAUUCUCUACAAUUUUUCCACAAUUCGAAAUUCGACAGCUAUCGUGUGAUGAAUUUGGAUCGUUUGAAAAUUUUCGAGAUAAUCUAUAUUUUCAAAAAUUUGAUCUACUUCUUCUGGAGACAAAUUCUCAAUGUGGAUUGAGCAUUCAUGAGGAAAUUUCAAAAAAAUCAGAUUUCAUCUUACAAAGUUUGGCUAAAAAUAUUGAUCUACUUCUUCUGGAGAUAUAUUCCUUUUGUGGACUGAAAAUUCAGAAGGAAUUUUUGCAAAAUUCAGAUUUCAUUCUUCAAAAUUUAGCAUUAAAAUGGAAAUUUUACGAUAUUAUCAUCCUGGAAACCGUGAAGACUACAAACUACACUUAUUCUCCAUAUCCCGAGUAUCGAGAAGAGCUUUUGAAUCUGGAAAAAAUGAAGAAACAACGAUAUUUUCAGAAUAUCUACAUAGACGCGCUUCACGAAAUGUCUCGCGAAUUCUCGGAUUCUUCCUCGGAACUCUAUCCCACCAACGAUUUCUCCAUCGAACAACCAGUGCUUCAGUUGAUUGCCUUCGGAUGGAUGUGGCGGAUGGAUGUGCAAGACUAUAAUGUUUUCUAUGCGUUGCGCAAAUUGUUUUAUUUUGUGAUUUCCCAACCGGCAGUAACUCCCGAUAUUCUUCAAUUUUUCACUUUCUACUCCUAUUCAUCUAUCACAGUUGUUUAUUUAUUAUUGCAGCGGAAUCGGUCUCGUUUUUUCCGACAAUUGAUUAUUUUGGAAAUCAUUUAUAAAAUUGCAAAGUAUACUGUAGAUGAUACCAGAAAAGUCAUUUGGCCCUUCAUUCUGGCCAACGAGAUUUUCGAUCAGCUCCAGGUCUCCUGGUUUCUUACCACUGAAUGCCUUCCAUUCGAGCUGCAAUUGGUGAAAAUUCUUCAAACUUUUGAGCAUUUCGUUCUCCUCAAUCAAUAUCCAGAUUUCAGUAUACUGAUUUGGCUUCUUGUGAUCGUUUCCCUUCAAUUAUUCACAUUUUAUCUUUAUUUUCGCGAUCCUCCGCUCACUUGGACUGUUCCAAUUUUCGAUAUUGAACCGCUUUUCGUCCCAAGAAAUCCAUAUAUGAUCUACACUCGCUACGUAGCUAUUGGAUUGGUUCUUGCCAUUUUUGGGUCUUAUUGGGAGCAUUUGAGCCCAAAACUUUGA
Caenorhabditis briggsae is the source of this 2511-nucleotide messenger RNA. The transcript has 17 exons. The coding region runs from base 1 to 2511 and encodes 836 amino acids. The record is from RefSeq and is a predicted model, not a curated record. Lineage: Eukaryota; Metazoa; Nematoda; Chromadorea; Rhabditida; Rhabditidae.